AUGGGUGCUCGCGAUCUUCCUGUUUGGAUUAAAGUUUGGUUUUUCAUAUCGUCAGUCAUUUGCUCGUGGGAUGCAAGUUUUGUCUUAUUGCGCCCACAUUCCAUGCCUCCAGAUGGCAAAUACAGCCAGUACUUCAGCCCAUAUGCCCUGUACCUAGGCGUUGACAAAAAGUAUGGAGAUUUGGAGGAUACCUUCAUCAUUGGCCAGGCUUGGUGCAAUGUGGCAGAAGUUGUAAUGAUGCUCUUUGUAGUACUCUUUGGCUCAUCAAGCCGUGGCAAGGGUUGGAUAUUUUCAUUGGUAGUGUCUACCAUGACAUUUUGGAAAACAGUUGUUUUCUUGAUCCAGUACACAGAUAUUUGCAAUGGUGCACAUCAACUCAACGCUGUUGAUUUUGAAACUGCUCUCAAAUUAUUUUACAUCCCCAACGGUAUAUGGAUCGUCAUGAGCCUUUUGGUUAUGGCUAGCACCUGGAGUUACCUUUCUGGUGCUCUUUCAGGCGUAAAGAGUAAGAAUGAAUAG
This is a messenger RNA of Trichoplax adhaerens, 519 nucleotides long. RefSeq lists its product as uncharacterized. Bases 1 to 519 code for a protein of 172 amino acids. NCBI's taxonomy places the organism in Eukaryota, Metazoa, Placozoa, Uniplacotomia, Trichoplacea, Trichoplacidae. The transcript is spliced from 4 exons. The record is from RefSeq and is a predicted model, not a curated record.